AUUGAAAUUGUCCGGCAUCUUGAGAAAGCCUCUCGUCGUGUGAAAAAGCAAAAAUAAUCGCCGCAAAACUGGCUAAAAAGUGCAAAAUAGUGACAUUAGAACCUGUAAUUACCAUUUUAUCCUAAAACUAUAAGUUGGAAUCUGUCGAACGAAAGAGACGAACGUUGAGAUUUUUUGCUUAAAAAUUUUUACGAAUUUUUCAGUCCGAGUGAACGAGCUUGUAGCGUGAAAUUCGAUAGAAAGAGAAAAAACGCCCCGAGAAUUGAAAAUAAAGAAAAAAAAAGAAUAUUGUGGUGAAGCGAGUGUUCUUUUAAAUUGUAUCUGCAGGUAUUUGACGAGUAAUUAUUUCAGUGUCAAAAAUGUCGUCUUAUAUCCUUGUCGUUGAACACGAACGAGAUGAUCCCUUGGAGUUGCCAUGCGAAAACGAUGGAAGCUUGUUGCUUUCGACUUUGCAAGGGCAAUAUCCAACAGCUACUGGAUUAAAAUACAAGAAUCCCGAAACAGGAGCUUAUCGUGCAAUUCGUUUAGCUGAUGGAAAACUUUUCCCUCCAACUGAUGGCGGAUGGGGAAAUGCAAAAUUUGUUGCUGUAUUUCCGAAGCCAACUGCCGAUUCAAAGCGCAAAGUUGAUGAUUACGAAGAUCACGUUCCCGCAGCAAAGACAAAAAAACUCGAUGUCAAAACUAAAUGCACUGAUUUGAUCGCUUUGGGUAUCCCAUGGAAGACAACCGACAAAUUACUCCGCGAAUAUUUCGAAAAAUUCGGAGAAGUUGUCAUGUGUCAAGUAAAAUGCGAUCAAAAGACGGGACAAUCCAAAGGUUUUGGAUUUGUUCGUUUCAAGUCGCCCGAAGUUCAGUUACGUGUUCUUGCUCAACGUCACAACAUCGAUGGUCGUUGGUGCGAAGUUCAAAUUCCGAGCUCAAAGGAAGGUAUGGUUCGUGAAAUGCCAUGCAAAGUUUUCGUUGGUCGAAUUACGGAAGAUAUGACAGCUGAUGACAUCAAGAAUUACUUUGAUUCCUUUGGCGAAGUUACUGACGUUUAUAUCCCCAAGCCAUUCCGUUCCUUUUGUUUUGUGACAUUUUUGGAGCCUGAUACUGCGGAGAAGCUUUGGGGCGAAGAUCACAUCAUCAAAGGCGUAACAGUGCAUGUGAGUGAUGCUGCUCCCAAAAAUAGCAACCAAAACAAUCAACGUAAUCAAGGAUACGGAGGUCAAGGCAACUUUGGAGGAAAUAAUGGAGGACGUUACGAUAACGGAGGUCGUAACAGCUAUGGAAACAAUCAAGGAUACUCGCGCAAGAACAAUUAUUCUAACGAUGAUCGCGGUUACGGGCGAAAUGACAACAGCAACGACUCAUGGUCCAAUCGUGGCGGAAACAAUUACGAUUCAGGAAACGGAGGAAAUAUGUCGAAUAUGCCAAAUCUCCCUCCGGCAGUUGUUGCUGCGGCAUUGAGUCAAUACAUGAUGGGAGGAAAUUUGCCCGGCGGAAACAGCAAUGACAAUGGUUACAAUUCCAAUGCACCAACUACAAACAUGAAUUCGGGAUUCAAUGGAGGCGCAGGCGACAAGGGAGGAUAUCGCAAUGACAAUUUCAACGGAAACAGCGGCGGCGGAAAGCCAUGGAACAAACCGAAAUUGGAUCGCCCUCAACAAAUGGAUGACUUCAAUUCGGCGCCACGAAUGAACAAAGGAUGGAGAUAUUAAAGACAGAUUUUUACGCAUAACGUCAUCAUCAACUCACACACUCAUAUUAAAAAAAAAGUCUCAAUUUGCAAAAUAUAUAUUUAUACACACAAAUAUAUAAGAUAAAUUCUACAACUUGACCCAAAUUUUGUACAGUCUUCAGCGUAUAAAGUUGAAGACGUAGUUCUUAGAUUUAAACUUUCAUGAUGAUGAAUUGUUUGACGGUGAAAUAAAAUAUAAGAAUAAACAAUAUUCCAAUAAUUCAACAAAAAA
Molecule: messenger RNA, 1952 nt
Organism: Culicoides brevitarsis
Lineage: Eukaryota; Metazoa; Arthropoda; Insecta; Diptera; Ceratopogonidae
Product: TAR DNA-binding protein 43-like
Exons: 3
Coding region: 360-1700 (446 amino acids)
Biological process (GO): regulation of gene expression
Cellular component (GO): nucleoplasm; chromatin
Molecular function (GO): RNA binding
Source: RefSeq, a predicted model, not a curated record